Molecule: messenger RNA, 1079 nt
Organism: Spirodela intermedia
Lineage: Eukaryota; Viridiplantae; Streptophyta; Magnoliopsida; Alismatales; Araceae
Source: the annotation of a GenBank genome assembly
AUGGAAGGAGGAAGGGGGAGGCACAAGAGGGUGAUGGCGCCGCUGGACGAGGCGGCGAGACUGAGGCUGUGGGGGAUUCCUGACGUUGGCGAUGGCAAGAGGAAGAUGGAUCGGCCGGUAGGGGAGGAAAUCUGGCCGGAGCUGGCGGAACUCGUUGGCUCGUUCUACGGCGAGGAAGGAGACGUCGCCUUGGACGAGAGCCUCACGGUGAGGCGGCGGCGGAGCGAGAGGGAGCGCUUGGACGCUCUGGUCGCCGCUGCGAGAUGGGAUCAGGAGGGGAGCAGAAUAGUUGCCGAGGCGGAGUCGGCCUGGCGGAGCAUCGACAGUGAUGGUGAUCCGGCAGAGGGAGACGCCGGAUCGAAGAGGCGGAUGAUGCGGUGGCUUCGCGAGAGCGGCUUUGACGCAGGUGGGACGAUCCUCUUUCCCUCUCCCUCUCUCUCUCCUCUGCAGUCGAUCGAAAUUGCGAUCAGAUCCGAAGAAAUGAUAGUGUAAUUGCGGAUAAAUUUUGAAUUCGACCGUCUGGAGUUGCGGCAAAAUUCUGAUCGGCGGUGGCGUGUGUUUCCCCAGGGCUCUGCAGAUCCCGGAGGGACGAAACCGAGGAACUGGCUCCGGUGGCGCACGAGUACAUCGACGUGAUAUGCGAAGGAGGCGAGCGGUACAUCGUCGACUGCCACCUCGCGGCCGAGUUUGAGAUUGCGCGGCCGACCCCGCACUACCAGUCGCUCCUCGGCCUCCUGCCGGAAGUCUUCGUCGGCGACUGCGACUCCCUCAGGGACGUGGUGGCCCUACUGUGUGCCGCCGCGGGGGAGUCCAUGCGCAGUAGGGAGAUGCACGUCCCCCCGUGGCGGCGAGGCCGGUACGUGCAGGUGAAGUGGUUUGGCCCUUACCGGCGCAGCACCACCACCGGCCAACGGCUUCCCAAGGGGUGCAACGACGCCGCUCGGAGAGGGGCGGCCGGAGGCGAGGUGGCGAUGCCGACUCUGAGCGCGAGUUAUUGCAGGCCAGCGUUGGCACGGAGAACGGAGGGAUUGGAACGCAGCAGGAAGCUGGCCGUGGGAUUCAACGGCGGUUGCUUGUGA